CCCUCAUCUGUCUCUCCUCUCUCCCCAUUCCAUACUUAUUUUAAGCAUAUUAGAUCAGCAAAACCACUAUAUUACCUGCACUUUUAUAUUCUACUAUCUUUACUACCAUUCCAACAAAUAUGUCUGGAAACAUUGGAUGGGAUGAUGAAAUCGUUCUUCGCAAGCGCCCUGAAUAUGCCAAAGUGACGCGAACAACCGCCGAGAUUAACGAAGCCCGCCGCAGCGGUGGAGUGGUCGCUACAGAACGUAGGACUGUAUCGAAUGCAGGUCACGUUGGCGAGGAUUCUCGGAGGGUUGCCAAGGUCGCAGAAACGGAAGAUAUCAUUGCGCCCAAAUCGGUCCCUCUAAAUGUUGGGAUCGCCAUCGCCAAGGCCCGUAACGAAUUGGGGUUGAGCCAGAAAGAGUUGGGUGUCAAAGUGAAUGAGAAGCAGACAGUUAUUAAUGAUUAUGAAGCUAGCCGCGCAAUACCGAACCAACAGAUUCUCGGGAAGCUAGAGCGCGCGCUCGGAGUCAAGCUCCGUGGCAAGGAUAUUGGCUCAUCUCUAACUUUCGGCAAGAAUAGGACAUAA
Messenger RNA from Lobosporangium transversale, 569 nucleotides. Its product is annotated as MBF1-domain-containing protein. The transcript has 2 exons. Bases 120 to 569 code for a protein of 149 amino acids. Gene Ontology annotation, cellular component: nucleus. The record is from RefSeq and is a predicted model, not a curated record. Lineage: Eukaryota; Fungi; Mortierellomycota; Mortierellomycetes; Mortierellales; Mortierellaceae. Gene Ontology annotation, molecular function: DNA binding.